Messenger RNA from Aspergillus saccharolyticus JOP 1030-1, 1267 nucleotides. RefSeq lists its product as uncharacterized. The transcript has a single exon. The coding region runs from base 252 to 1028 and encodes 258 amino acids. Lineage: Eukaryota; Fungi; Ascomycota; Eurotiomycetes; Eurotiales; Aspergillaceae. The record is from RefSeq and is a predicted model, not a curated record.
ACGGGCCCUCAAGUUCCUCGACCUGCAUCCAUCAUCUGAGUGCCUGAAUUGAGCGAAGAGUGACUAAUCAGCGACACAGAGAGAGAGAGAGAGACUCGAGACAUGUGCACUCACUGUUGUGUCUGUCUGUCUGUAAGUGUAAGUUCCGUUAUGUAAGUAUGUAUCCUGUCCCACCUCCACUGUACAUACGUACCAGUCAACAAGGUGGAGUGGAGACUCAAGUUGCGGGUGAGAUUGGAUGAACUCGGCAGAUGGUUACCGGUUUUUACCACGAGGUACCUCAUAUUCAGGCUGCAGGAGGAUGGAUCAUGGAUGUGCAGCUGUGUAUUGGUAUGGUACGUAACGUGCCAGUUAUUGGCUGGCCGAGCCACUCCCUCCCACAACUACGUAGUACUCUUUCGUACCUCUGUAGGAGGUUCUCGCUCGUUCGCCUACCUUCCGCCAUGGGGGAACCAACCUUUGGGUUCAACCCCCCUCUCAAUAAUUCAUUGACUUCUGGGUCUUUCGCCCCUCCAACUAGUUCUCAUUUGGGUUUAGUGGAGACCCAAACUGCUAUCAUCUCAUCCGGUACCUCCCCUUAUCCCUAUCAUCUACUUGCUCCCCCCCCCCAGAAGCCCAAGUUAGUCACUCUCGGGUCAAUCAGUCAUACUCCUACCAGUCUGGCACCUAGUCAUCGUUUCUCUUCCUCCUCCUCCCCCCCCCCAAUAACUAUCCGCAUUCCAUUCCUCUCUCAUCUUCCUAACUCCCUCCUCCAUCCUAUUCUACCUUCUACCUUCUACCUCCUACUUUCUCUCUUCACCUUCCCACCUUCCACCUCUUCACCUCGCUUCGCUCCGCUCCUCCAAACCUCAUCUAUACCUCCUAGCCGCCCUCAACAUCUCCGUUGCUCCUUCCUCCUUAUCUACUACGCCUCCUCGACUACUCGCCACCUCGCCUUCUUCAAUACAAAUCCAACCCCGUCUCCCAUUAGCUCAUCCAUCUUCAACCUCUUCGCUCCAUCAUUGUUGCGACACGAUACAGUGCUUUGACAAGUUCUACAUCUGAUUAGACCAACGUCGUGUUCUUCUCCACUGGAUCUACUUCAGAAACUGCACUGCUUCUGGUUGCAUCAACAAGCUUGAACACGUCCGCUUUACCUCGCCUUGUCUCGUCUUUUGCCUGGCCUUCCCAACACCUAUCCCCCGUGACUCAUUUUCGCUCUCAAGCCAACCACGUCGAGUGCUUCCUCGGACCCACGUUUCGUCUACCUAACUGCAGACUGUCCUUC